AUGAGUGGCAGUAUAUUUAGUUCUGGAGAUCCAUGGGAAAAUGGGUGGGCAUCUAAUGAUAAUGCUAAUAUAAGGUCAUCUACCAUUCCUGGUUUUGAAUCAGGCAGUACAUAUUUAACAUCAUCACAAUUACUCAAGCAUGAUGAUACAAGAGAUGCAAACGAUUUGGGUGAAAUUCCGGUAUCGUAUAAGAAGGUUUAUUCUGCAUUGUCAGAAGAUAUAUCUACAGUCACUGAUUUGGAAAGAUCGGUGUUUAAUAAGUUGGUGGACGCUGGUUAUUUAACAAGUUAUCAAAGUUCGAAGAUCUUAGAUACAUUGUAUGAUCAUGCCAUAUUACCACCAUCUGAAAUUGCCAAUUUUGGACGAAUUUUGGGUCUCAUUGCAUUAGAAUUGGAUGCAGCAGGAACGGGGGAAUAUGUGACAUUACAAAUGAGACUCAAUAAUUUGCCUGAUUUAUCUGACAAAGUAGUUCAUUUACUUAUAAAUAAUGACGACAAAUCGGAGACUAAAGAUAUUGUGGAUCCAUUGAGUGCCCAAUUGGCAAACUCCGGUUUGCCUGAAAAUGAUAGGAAUGAAUGGCAUGCGGAUGCGUCAGAGCAUAAGAGAGGUGGCCAAGCAAGUAUUUUGUCAGACCCUAUACUUACUGACCAUACGUCUGUACAGCAAAGUCAUCUUGAUGGAGGUGGAGAACAACAACCUGCAGAUCAUUCGCAUAUUGCCAAAUACAUCAAUAAUAUAAGAGAUACCUUUACUCCGUUAUUGGAGUACUUAUUGAAAAAAUACCCUUUUAGGGUGAUUCCUGGUUUACCUCCUAAGAAAUUUUCUGUAGGAUCUUCCCCAGAUUCUCAAUUUUUACAACGACGUCGUCGGGGUCUUUUCAGGUUCUUAAAUCAAAUAGUUAAGCAUCCUGUAUUAAGACAAGAUGCAUUAGUCGUGACGUUUUUAAGUGUUCCGACUGAUUUAACUACGUGGAAGAAACAAGCGAAAAUUGACUAUUCUUUGGAAUUUAAAGGACGUAAGAUCCUGACCGAGUUUAUCAAUUCUAUUUGGCCAACUAUAGGAGAAGAAUUCCUUAAUAAUUGGAAAAAUGCAGAGAAUAAUAUUACUAAAUUAAUUGAAUUAUGGACCAAGAUUGUCAUGUUGGUUGAAAGAUAUGAAAAGAGACAACAGCAAGUUGCGUAUGAUAAUGGAAAAUUCGUAGAAAUGAUAAAGGGAUUUCUGCUCUUAAAUGGCUCGCUCUAUCCUCAUUCAGAAGAACAUGGUACGAUAAUUGGCAACAAUAAUAAAGAUGAUAUGAAUUCUAUUAAUGACUCCUUGGAUCGUGUGUCGGGGUUUUUUAAUAAAUCUAGUCAAGUACUUAUAGAUGAGAGUUAUGCCAUAAAUACAUCAGUGUUGGAAAAGUUCAAAAACUAUCUUGACUAUUUAUAUUCAUUACAAGAAUUGUUUGAAAGAUCCAGAAAAUUACUGGCUAAUAAUAUAGCACAAUUGCAAAUCAGAAUUCAUGAUAAUGAGCAAAAAUACAACAAAUUAAGCAGCGAUAAUGCUGACAUAAAAGGAAGUGACCUAGCUAAAUUAAGACAGGUUAUAAUUAACGAUAAGCAAGAAAUAUUCCAGCAAUUGAAUAAGGACUGGCUAAUCAAAGAUUGUGUCUUGGAUGAAUUUUUGAUGUUUCAAGAAACGCAAUACUUAAUCAGUGAGAUGUGGGUUGAAUGGUGCAAAGGAAGAUAUAAGUUCCAAGAUAAAAUAUUCGAAUUGCAUGAUAACUUGAAUAAUGAAGUUGUCAAUGACAUGCCUCUCUCCAGAUAG
This is a messenger RNA of Debaryomyces hansenii CBS767, 1806 nucleotides long. RefSeq lists its product as uncharacterized. The transcript is spliced from 3 exons. The record is from RefSeq and is a predicted model, not a curated record. NCBI's taxonomy places the organism in Eukaryota, Fungi, Ascomycota, Pichiomycetes, Serinales, Debaryomycetaceae. Gene Ontology annotation, molecular function: phosphatidylinositol-3-phosphate binding. Gene Ontology annotation, biological process: retrograde transport, endosome to Golgi; protein targeting to vacuole. Bases 1 to 1806 code for a protein of 601 amino acids. Gene Ontology annotation, cellular component: endosome.